Molecule: messenger RNA, 2320 nt
Organism: Solanum verrucosum
Lineage: Eukaryota; Viridiplantae; Streptophyta; Magnoliopsida; Solanales; Solanaceae
Product: luminal-binding protein
Exons: 8
Coding region: 87-2090 (667 amino acids)
Biological process (GO): protein refolding; endoplasmic reticulum unfolded protein response; cellular response to unfolded protein
Cellular component (GO): nucleus; cytoplasm; endoplasmic reticulum lumen
Molecular function (GO): ATP hydrolysis activity; misfolded protein binding; ATP-dependent protein folding chaperone
Source: RefSeq, a predicted model, not a curated record
ACUGAGAAAGAUAUACACAUUGAGGGAUCACAUUGUGGUGUACCUGUAGCUUAGUGUAUUGUACGUUGAUUAGGAAGAAAGAAGCUAUGGCUGGCUGUUUGAGGCGAGGCAAUUCUCUCGUCGUGCUAACGAUCGUUCUAUUAGGCUGUCUUUUUGCACUUUCCACUGCAAAAGAGGAGGCUACAAAACUUGGUACCGUUAUAGGAAUUGACCUUGGGACAACCUAUUCCUGUGUUGGGGUGUAUAAGAAUGGUCAUGUGGAGAUUAUAGCUAAUGACCAAGGAAACAGGAUUACACCUUCAUGGGUUGCAUUCACUGAUAACGAGAGAUUGAUUGGUGAGGCUGCCAAGAACCUGGCUGCGGUCAACCCAGAAAGGACAAUCUUUGAUGUUAAGAGGCUGAUUGGAAGAAAAUUUGAAGAUAAGGAAGUACAGAGGGAUAUGAAGCUGGUACCAUACAAGAUUAUCAGCAAGGAUGGAAAGCCCUACAUACAAGUCAAAAUCAAGGAUGGAGAAGUUAAGGUAUUUAGCCCUGAGGAAAUCAGUGCCAUGAUUUUGACAAAGAUGAAGGAGACAGCUGAAGCAUUCCUUGGGAAGACUAUUAAGGAUGCUGUGGUCACUGUUCCUGCAUAUUUCAAUGAUGCACAAAGACAGGCGACAAAGGAUGCUGGUGUUAUUGCUGGAUUAAAUGUUGCUAGGAUCAUUAAUGAGCCAACAGCUGCAGCCAUUGCCUAUGGACUGGACAAGAAAGGUGGUGAGAAGAACAUUCUUGUCUUUGACCUUGGUGGUGGGACAUUUGAUGUCAGUAUUCUGACCAUUGACAAUGGCGUGUUUGAGGUUCUUGCAACGAAUGGUGACACCCAUCUUGGAGGUGAGGACUUUGAUCAAAGGAUUAUGGAAUACUUCAUCAAGUUGAUCAAGAAGAAGCAUGGAAAGGACAUCAGCAAGGACAACAGAGCUCUUAGCAAGCUAAGGAGAGAAGCUGAGCGUGCCAAGAGAUCCCUUAGUAGCCAGCACCAAGUCCGGGUUGAGAUUGAAUCAUUAUUUGAUGGUACUGAUUUCUCUGAACCAUUGACCCGUGCUCGCUUUGAGGAGUUGAACAAUGAUCUCUUCAGAAAGACAAUGGGACCUGUGAAGAAGGCAAUGGAUGAUGCUGGGCUACAAAAGAACCAGAUUGAUGAGAUAGUUCUUGUUGGUGGAAGCACAAGAAUUCCAAAGGUGCAACAGCUCCUCAAAGACUAUUUUGACGGGAAGGAGCCCAGCAAGGGUGUAAAUCCUGAUGAAGCAGUUGCUUAUGGUGCUGCUGUUCAAGGUGGUAUCCUCAGUGGAGAGGGUGGAGACGAAACUAAAGAUAUCCUUCUCCUGGAUGUCGCUCCUCUCACCCUUGGUAUUGAAACCGUUGGUGGUGUGAUGACCAAAUUGAUCCCCAGAAAUACAGUUAUCCCAACCAAGAAGUCCCAGGUGUUCACUACUUACCAAGACCAGCAGACCACUGUCUCCAUUCAGGUUUUUGAAGGUGAAAGGAGUCUUACCAAGGACUGUAGGAAUCUUGGAAAGUUUGAUCUCACUGGAAUUCCUCCAGCUCCAAGGGGAACCCCCCAAAUUGAGGUCACAUUCGAAGUUGAUGCCAAUGGCAUCUUGAAUGUCAAAGCAGAAGACAAGGGUACUGGAAAAGCAGAGAAGAUUACCAUUACAAACGACAAGGGCCGCUUAAGCCAAGAAGAGAUUGAGCGUAUGGUUCGUGAAGCAGAAGAGUUUGCUGAGGAAGACAAGAAGGUGAAGGAGAAGAUUGAUGCCCGUAACGCUUUGGAAACCUACGUGUACAACAUGAAGAAUCAAAUCAACGACAAGGACAAGUUAGCUGACAAACUAGAGUCUGAUGAGAAGGAGAAGAUUGAGACAGCAACGAAAGAAGCCCUUGAAUGGCUAGACGAUAACCAGAGCGCCGAGAAAGAGGAUUAUGACGAGAAGCUCAAAGAGGUCGAGGCAGUUUGCAAUCCAAUCAUCACAGCUGUUUAUCAACGAUCAGGUGGAGCCCCAGGUGGCGGUGCAUCGGAAGAAGAGGAAGAUGACAGCCAUGAUGAGCUGUAAGCUCUUCCAAAGAAUCUCCAUUGAUACUGCAAAGAUGCAGGAAAUGAGGAUAUAUAGAAUAGUUUGAAGUGAGGGUUAGUGCAAGUUUUGUCAUUUGUUCUGAAAAAUCUCCCCCCUUCGAUUAGUUUUUAUAGGUGAAGAUUUUACUGAAAGGAUGUUUCCGUUCUUUGAGAACGACGGCUUGUAUGUUGCUUCGAUCUGUUGAAUACGACUUCAGAAUUUUAUUUAGU